Molecule: messenger RNA, 2055 nt
Organism: Limulus polyphemus (Atlantic horseshoe crab)
Lineage: Eukaryota; Metazoa; Arthropoda; Merostomata; Xiphosura; Limulidae
Product: RING finger protein 11-like
Exons: 3
Coding region: 657-1100 (147 amino acids)
Source: RefSeq, a predicted model, not a curated record
UAACACUCAAGGAUAUUAUUAUUCUUAUUAAUUUAGUAAUUGUACAACACUGCCAUAAAAUUAACAGUGUUGAUAUUGUACAACUAACUUAAUGAUGCACUAAAAUAUAAUAAAAAUACAGACUUAGCACAUAUUCCAACAAACUAAAUUGAGAAUUUUUGAAUCAUAAUAUUAUAUUUUUUAAUAUCUACUAAUAGUAAUAGUACUAAUGUAGUAUUGUAACCUGUAAGCAGCACUUAGAUUUCAAGCCUAACGAGUCUUACUAAAAGUUGAUUGUUUAUUUAUUUGGUAGUUAUGAUAUAUAUGAUAAAUUAACAUUUUUUUACUCUUUCUGCUAAAAAUAAAAUGGGAGGUGUCAUUAAAGCUAAAAGUAACAGUCCUAUACCUAUUACUAUUAGAACUAAGACAUUGAAUACAUAGUAUUUUUAGCAUACCAAUAAGAUUAGCUACUGCAUAGCAUAGUAGUUAUUCCAGAGCAGUAUGCUUAGUUUCUUAAAUAUAUAUAUCGAUACUGUAAUUAAUUCUGUAAGUUGUAAUGUGCCUGUUAAGAUUUAGUUUAAGAAAAUUAACAUAAUUAAUUGUGUGAAAUUUUAAGUUUAAAAGGAAAGGAGUCUCACCAUAAAGAUAUUUAAAACAGCAAACAGGAGUUUUGAAAAAUGGGUAACUGUUUAAAAUCAUUUGGAUCAGAUGAUAUCUCUCUAUUGCGAGAAAACAAUAGCACUAGUACAAGAGAAUCAUCCACUGAUCAUGUUGAACUUCCACCAUCAUACCAGGAAAGCAUAUCAGUUCCAGUGUAUUAUCCUUCUCCUAAUGUGAGUCGCCCAGCAUCUCAACUAACAGAAGAAGAACAAAUUAAGAUAGCUCAACGUAUUGGGCUCAUUCAACAUCUACCAACUGGAUUCUAUGAUGGUAGCAAGAAAACCAGAGAGUGUGUAAUCUGUAUGGGAGAAUUUGUCAUUGGAGAUGCUGUAAGAUAUCUACCUUGCUUACAUACCUAUCACACGGUUUGUAUUGAUGACUGGUUAAUGCGCUCGUUUACUUGUCCAUCUUGCAUGGAACCUGUAGAUGCAGCUUUGCUAACUACAUAUCAGACUAAUUGAAUUGGCAUCAUGAUUAGGAAGGAGAUGAGUACAUGUGUUGUUUACCAGUUGUACUCUUUUGAAAGGAGAACUUGACCCAAGUCUUGGGUCUAACUUUUUAAAUAAAAAAAGAAUUUUCAUGCAGAUGCAGUAACAAUUGCUUAAGGAAGUUAGAAUUGUUAGUUAUUCACAUUGAGGUAAUAACGUGUUUGGUUCUUAUGGGUGAUACCAUAAUAUGUAUCAGGACCUGUUGAACCAUAGGUAGACUUGAAAAACUAGUCUGACAACUUCCAAUUUUUACAUAAUUGACUAAGGUCUCUGGAAUUUAUGAAAUCUAAACUAGUAUAUGCUAAAUGUUAAUCUUUGUACACGACUUGCAUCUCAGUUAAUGGCCUAGUUAUGGAAUGUUUUACAUAUAACGUUGAAGUAAAGUAUGUGUUUUGUAAAUGAAGUACCUUACGUAGUAUAUGAUGUUAGACUACACACUUGUUCACCAAUGAACACUUUUGAACAAAUUGUUUUUGCUUUUUUGUAUGUGGGCCGAGGAAUGCCCAGUGGUUAGCAUGCCAGAUAGUGAAGCUGAGGUUCCAUGGUUCAUGUCCUGUUACAGUGAAAAAAAAAAAAGAAAAAGUUAUACUCCACAUUUUGAAGCUGUGAGUGAAAUAUCAGUUUAAAAGUCAAAUCCCACUUUUGGGUUUGACAAGAGUUGACAGUGGUUCGUGUUGACUAUCUGCCUUCCCACUAGUCCGCUACUUCAAAAUCAAGGACAGCUAGUUGAAAGUCAAAUCCCACUUUUGGGUUUGACAAGAGUUGACAGUGGUUUGUGUUGACUAUCUGCCUUCCCACUAGUCUACUACUUCAAAAUCAAGGACAGCUAGUUGAAAGUCAAAUCCCACUUUUGGGUUUGACAAGAGUUGACAGUGGUUUGUGUUGACUAUCUGCCUUCCCACUAGUCUACUACUUCAAAAUCAAGGAC